ACGCUCCCGCCCACCCGUAGGCCCGGGAAGUCUCGCGAUGCCGUAGCCGGCUGCUCCCGCUGCGGGUGGCUCAGGCUGUUGCUGUGGUUGCCUGAGUUGCUGCUGCUGCGGCGGCGGCAGCGGCGUCUGUGCUUGUGGAGGUGUUGGCCUCUGGGCGGAUGUUGACAUUGUGUUGUUGUUAUUGCUAAUGGUAAUGGCGGCGGCGGUGGCGGCGACGGUCCCGACCCCAUCUCCUCUGUAGCGGGAGCCGAGAGAGCCUACAGCGAACUCCGCGGCCUCGGAGCCGGCGGCAGCGGCGACCCCCCUCAGCCUCCGCCGCCUCGCCCGCGGGUACCCCGGCGCCAAUCCCGGGAGUCAGGCCCCUUUGGGCAGGGGCUCUCGGAGGCUCAGGAUGGCGGAUUUCGACGAAAUCUAUGAGGAAGAGGAGGACGAGGAGCGGGCCCUGGAGGAGCAGCUGCUCAAGUACUCGCCGGACCCGGUGGUCGUCCGCGGCUCCGGUCACGUCACCGUAUUUGGACUGAGCAACAAAUUUGAAUCAGAAUUCCCUUCUUCAUUAACUGGAAAAGUAGCUCCUGAAGAAUUUAAAGCCAGCAUCAACAGAGUUAACAGUUGUCUUAAGAAGAACCUUCCCGUUAACGUACGUUGGCUACUUUGUGGCUGCCUUUGUUGCUGCUGCACGUUAGGUUGCAGUAUGUGGCCAGUUAUUUGCCUCAGUAAAAGGACACGAAGAUCGAUUGAGAAGUUAUUAGAAUGGGAAAACAAUAGGUUAUACCACAAGCUGUGCUUGCAUUGGAGACUGAGCAAAAGGAAAUGUGAAACGAAUAACAUGAUGGAAUAUGUCAUCCUCAUAGAAUUUUUACCAAAGACACCGAUUUUUCGACCAGAUUAGCAUUUACUUUAUUUAUAGAGACUUUCCAAGUAUGUUGUCUUUCCAAUGGUGCCUUGCUUGGUGCUCUCCUGGUGGUGACAUAACAUUGGUUCUACAGAAUUGUGUGGUGUUUUGUUUGUUUGUUUGUUUGUUUGUUUUUAAAUAACCGCAUGUUCUAAGUGUGCAUUUUUGUCAAUCUUUGCAACAGUUAUUUCAUAUAGAUGUUUAAUACUUAAGUUAUUGUGCUCUUUUCUGUUAUGUAUUCUGAUUUUCAAGGAUUACUUUUUUGUAUUAUCAAAAAAAUACAUUUGAACUUAGCAUAAAAA
Molecule: messenger RNA, 1194 nt
Organism: Mandrillus leucophaeus (drill)
Lineage: Eukaryota; Metazoa; Chordata; Mammalia; Primates; Cercopithecidae
Gene: CHIC2
Product: cysteine-rich hydrophobic domain 2
Exons: 6
Coding region: 392-889 (165 amino acids)
Source: RefSeq, a predicted model, not a curated record